AAGGCCAAGGCGGGCCGGACGCACCACCACCGAGGCGGACCAAAAGGGGAAAUUAUGCCUCCAAAGCAUGUGCGAUGGUAAUGCUCCUUGCAAAGCGUGUAAAGCUAAGAGCCGCGAAUGUCAGAGAACUGGGACAGAUAUGCGUGGGAAGUGGAGAUCUAUUGAAAAACCACACACUCGAUCUCAAGACUUGACAUCACGUUUGAACCAGGUUGAAAGCCAGCUAGCCAUGGCGAGAGGAAUGAAAUCUCGAUGCAAUGAGGUGCAUGAACAGAUAGAUAGGAGAACUCACCAAGUGGAUACGCCUAAAGUCUUGCAUGACAUACGGUCCGGUCAUAAUCGAACUCCUUCUCCCCGAGUCCCAACGUUCUCUGGCGAGACUUCAAUCGCUCACAACCUCACAAUUGUGGAAGGACGGCUAGAACAAAUGGGAGUUCAAUACACAACACGACUCUCAAAAUCUCCAAAUAUGGCCUUUGCGUCUCGUCUGACUCCAUCUCCAGAAACAGCAUUGAACCAUUUCUCCGAAUGGCAACCUAGUUUCAUUCAAAAGAUUCUCGACGCCCAUGGAAUUGUAGCAGAUCGACAACAGUGGGAUGAAUUGAUGCACACAUUCUGUGACGAGGUGCACGUACUUGUUCCCUUUCUUCACCUGCCUAGCCUAUGGAACCUCUAUGAGGAUACAUGGCGGACUUCCUUCAAUCAUGGGACGAACGACCUCAAUCGAAGCAAUAUUAGCCGAGUUCGUGUGGCUCAUGUUCUGUUGAGCAUUGCGAAUGGAAAAUGUGUGGAGUCAUCGUGCUUUGAAGCAGAUCAUGGCUCCUACUCUGCUGGGUGGAGCCUUUACUGUGCGGCACGAGAAAUCUUUGGGGAUCUACUCAAUGCCUUUCGUCAAUGCACAGACCAACUGCUUGUACUUCAGACGGUUGUCUUGAUGGUCGUCUAUCUCUUCCGCCUUGAUGCGCAUGGGUCCGCCGAAAAGGUUCUAGCUUUGUCAAUAUCACAUGCCCACCAUCUAGGGCUCCAGAGAGAGAAAGUGAUCAAAAGAAUGACACCCUUUGACGGUGAGAUGUCACGCCGAUUAUGGUGGUGUAUAUAUCUUUUGGACAGAAGACUGGCUAUUGAAACUGGUCGGCCAUUUCUCAUCCAGGAUGUCAAUGUUGAUGUGGGCCUUCCUCAUAAUGUGAGCGAUGAACGGCUCACAAGGCAUCAACUAGAACCCCACGGACCGGAAGUCGAAGAAGAUAUUGGGGAAUCAAAUAUGACAAAAGUUCCAUAUUUGGUUGCAAUGACAAGUUACUCCAGAGUUAUAGGCAAGGUCUGGGAGGCACUGUACGGGGCUGUCACGUCCGAAUCAACGCCAAGCCCUCUGAUAAACGAAUAUCUGGAACACCUAGCUAGGCAAUCUCAAAAGGGACUUGAGAAGGAAUUUAUGUGUGAUCCAUAUAAACCAGAAGAAUAUAAGACUGAAGGUUUGGCAUGGUGGCAGGUUAAACAACAUCUCAUGAUGCGCAUCAGAUGGUCCUCACUAUAUCUUUUGAUUCGGAAGCCAAUACUUCAAAGGGUACGAUUAUGCGAUAGCGAAGAGCCAGAAAUAAUAGCAAACGAGGUAAUUUGCAUACGAUUGGCCCACAGAAUUAUUGAUGAUUUCAGCAAAGUGCCAGAGGAGCACCCGAAGUACACCUUCCCAUUUUUGCACUACUUGACCAGCGCUACAAUCAUUUCCUUGGGUCUGAUCAUCAAGCAACCUUCAUUUAGAGGUACUUAUGGUACUUUGACUCUCAAAGCGGCAAGAUCCCUUAGAAAGCACUGUCGUAAGACGUGGAUGUCAGGGAAAAUGAUCGAAACUGUUUGGGCUCUUAAUCAGAUGGCUGAUGCCGUUUUGACUCAACCCGAAAGAGCAUCUUACAAUUUUGAAUGCCCAACCAAGAGUGCUACGCCACCCACAUUCUCAAAUAAAUCUUCUCGGUCUGCCAGCAACUAUUUUGAGUACUCUCCACAAAACUUUCUCUCAAGAACAGGAACAGGAAUGCGUACACUCGGUAUUUCUGCUUCUAGUUUUUUGGGCGGAGUUGAUCCGGGAAUCGAGUCACACAACACAAAUCACUCAACCCCAAUGACAAGAAGAUUUGAGGGAUUUCCUUAUGCUCAAUCCCCCGGUUGGACUGCUCUAAAUCCG
Molecule: messenger RNA, 2179 nt
Organism: Penicillium macrosclerotiorum
Lineage: Eukaryota; Fungi; Ascomycota; Eurotiomycetes; Eurotiales; Aspergillaceae
Product: fungal specific transcription factor domain-containing protein
Exons: 4
Biological process (GO): DNA-templated transcription
Molecular function (GO): DNA binding; zinc ion binding
Source: RefSeq, a predicted model, not a curated record